AUGAUCAGGAGGAUGAUGAUAGAUCCCAUAAGCAAAAGGAGGACAGCCAAUGUUACCUCAGCAUGGCGAUGUAUUGGAGGGAGCAACACACAAAUUUUCACCACAACCAAAUUACAAAGAGGAAACGAAGGAGAAAAGCAACAGAUAAGGACAAACAGUAUAUUUCCAAAUCCUUUGUCUACGUCGGGUAUUGGUCCCGUCACAUUGGGGGGAGGAAAUGAAGAUCAUAGUCCAGUAGAGCAUACCCCCAUUUACUCAACCUCCAAAAUGCUGCCUAUGGCAACAGCAGCUGUACCAUUGCACACAACUAUCAAUGUCCAGGACAUUGAAAUGUGCAAUACAUGGGCUGUACACGUAUCUCAAGUUGAUCAACGGCCUCCAAUUCCACGUCAUCACUCCUUGACAACAGUUCGCCAAAGGAGUAAUCAGUCUAUGCCUUAUCUUCCUCAUGCAAAAUCUCAAGGUCAUAUUCAGCAAGGGAUAGGGGAAGCUGUAUUCAACUGCCUGCAAAGUGCAAGCUUUAGUGUGCAACCUGAAAACCAAAAAUUGAAUCAAGCAGGCAUGGGGCACCAAAGUGCACCUCUCUCUUUGUUGGAAGUUAGCCAAUUGCAGUACCAAAAACAGCAACCUUCAGUGGUAAACAGCUUUGGUGCAAGUAGAAGUAGGAUGACCGACAAGAAUGUACCAGAUAUAUGGAUAUUGCAAACAGAAGAUAAGAAGAGAAAGCCUCCUGCAAAUAUGAAAGCCACUUUCAUAACCUUCAACUAUGCCAAGCCUGUAUAUAACUCACUUGGUGUGCACCAGAGUGGAGAGCUGGUUUCAACAGAAGGAUUCUCUUAUAAACAAUUUAUUAAAGGGGAAGACUCCAAUAAUGGCGCUUGUACCAGGCUAUCCCUGCUCAAGUUGAUGCAAGUGUGGAUGGAUGAGCUAACAGGCUUUGACCUUAACUAUUCCAACACUGCAAUAUUGAAGGAGCAUUCCCGUCAUGAGAAGGGAAAGGCUGCUGAAGACAACACUUCGCCACUCUCUACUGCUUGGAGCCAGCGUAACGACAUGUGCAAUGAAUCAGUUAAUGAAACAAGUAGAAUGUUUAGUGCAGUGUCUUCACAGUUUUCUGCCGUCACUCAAACAUUAAAAGCGGGAAUUGACAAUAAUGCUAAGGAACUGAGGCAAAUACAUCAGGCAAUGCAGGCACAGCAAGGAUCUGCAAAGAAACAGGGUCGUUCCACUGCCACUAUUUUGCAUUUUGUUUACUUAUGGAUUGCUCCUCCACCAUCUGACAAAGAGAAUGACAACUUUGAAUGUCUGGCAUCGGGGAGAAUCUGGGUGACACCGCAAAGUUUCAGAAUUGACCUGUCUCAAUCCCGCAAUCCGCCCUUCAACCACCAUUGUCGACUAGAGAUGUUGCAACAAUCUUCACAUAGUACUAGAAAGCUAUACAAGGCUCGACUCAAGAUCAUCACUCAACAAACUAAUUUGAACAAGCAUUAUGAUCCGGUGAAGUGCCUGGGAUCCCAAGGUGUCAGCUCUGAUGAGUCUGAUCCAGAACACUCUGAGGACAAAGAUGGUCUUGAGGAUUCUUACAACAUUUUUGCAAGGAAAUUUGUAAGGAUAUACCCAACAUGGCAAAAUGAUCAGCUAGCCGGUUUUAUGUGGAACCUGGAUACUUGGGUACAACACAGAUGUGAGCCAAGGAUAGGACAUCAAACAAUCUGA
Molecule: messenger RNA, 1716 nt
Organism: Serpula lacrymans var. lacrymans S7.9
Lineage: Eukaryota; Fungi; Basidiomycota; Agaricomycetes; Boletales; Serpulaceae
Exons: 17
Coding region: 1-1716 (571 amino acids)
Source: RefSeq, a predicted model, not a curated record